GCAAUAUAAACAGAUCUGGUGUCUCUCGUGGAUGCUGAGAUUUGAGACGAAGUUUUCCCAUGGCUUCUUUUCACAUCCGCCAAUUCCAGGAGAAGGAUUACAAACAGGCAGAUUAAGUCAUCCCAACAAGGCAGAAGAGGGUUUUCUGAAACUUGCUCAUGGAAACAUGGGAUUCUGCUGUCUACAGACCCUGAAGAAGAAACCAAUAGCUGGAGACACCACCUCCUCCUUCCAGUGUGCCAUAUUAAGGACUCAAGGAAGACGUGAAGAAAGGUCUAGCUCUCUCUUGUGAUUGCUGAUAUUGGAGACCCACAAGUCCCCCCAUGGCUCCUUAUCAGAUCCGCCAGUACCAGGAGAGGGACCACAAACAGGUUGUGGACUUGUUCUCCAGGGGCAUGAUGGAGCACGUCCCCACCACCUUCCGUUAUGUGCUGCUGCUGCCCAAGACCCUCCUGCUUUUAUUUGUGAUGCCUGUGGCCAUAGUCCUGGUGUCUGGCUCCUGGCUGCUGGCUGUUGUGUGCUUCUUCUUUCUGCUCCUACUCCUGCGGCUCCUUGCUAGACAGCCCUUCAAGGAGUAUGUGGCCCUGUGUUUGCAGACAGACAUGGCUGACAUCACCAAGUCUUACCUGAAUGCUCAUGGCUCCUUCUGGGUGGCUGAGUCUGGGGGACAGGUGGUGGGCAUGGUGGGGGCUCUGCCGGUCAAGGAUCCUCCAUUAGGGAGGAAGCAGCUGCAGCUCUUUCACCUGUCUGUGUCCUCACAGCAUCGAGGACUGGGGAUAGCGAAGGCACUGGUCAGAACUGUCCUCCAGUUUGCACGGGACCAGGGCUACAGUGAUGUUGUUCUUGAGACCAGCAUCAUACAGCAAAGUGCUAUAGCCCUCUAUGAGGCUAUGGGAUUCCAAAGGACAGGAAACUACUUAGAGACCGGCAUUAUCAAAUGGUUAAUUGAAUUUUCUAUAAUUCAUUUCACAUAUCCUUUUCCUUCUGCUCAGAAACAUGAAUUAUAA
Messenger RNA from Grammomys surdaster, 1007 nucleotides. RefSeq names its product probable N-acetyltransferase CML5. Lineage: Eukaryota; Metazoa; Chordata; Mammalia; Rodentia; Muridae. Gene Ontology annotation, molecular function: N-acetyltransferase activity. The record is from RefSeq and is a predicted model, not a curated record. The transcript has 3 exons. Bases 324 to 1007 code for a protein of 227 amino acids.